Molecule: messenger RNA, 7649 nt
Organism: Bubalus bubalis (water buffalo)
Lineage: Eukaryota; Metazoa; Chordata; Mammalia; Artiodactyla; Bovidae
Gene: PCDH18
Product: protocadherin 18
Exons: 4
Coding region: 540-3308 (922 amino acids)
Biological process (GO): homophilic cell-cell adhesion
Cellular component (GO): plasma membrane
Molecular function (GO): calcium ion binding
Source: RefSeq, a predicted model, not a curated record
UCUAGUCUGCCCAGCCCUCGCUUUGGGGACUCCAUCAGCUUUUGAUUUGGAAGGACGCUGAUUGGCUGGAAGCGAUUCAACACACGCCGGGCAAGAGAGCUUUGUCUGAGUUGAAGUGAAGUUGUACAGAUUUUAGACUGGAGUCAGCAAUCACGGGCGUUUAGUCUGCAGCCGAGCAGAGAAAGGGAGAGAGAAUCGCUCGGGAAAGAUCCAUUGCGGACUCCGGCGGCACCCUGCAAUAGAUGGAUUCCGACUACACAAGGGGGAAAACGCGGAGGUGACACUCUCUUUGCCUGCCAAGAGGACGAACGGCCAAACAAAUGCAAGGACUGGACUCCAUGCCGGUAAUAUCUGGAAGGCGUGACACGGUGUGUAUAAAGCAAAAGUUUGAGAGCUGUUAAUUGCUGUGCUGUGUUAUUAAGAGACGCUUUCAAGUUUCCGGUACCAAAUGUAGCUUAGCUUUAAGUUGCCAAAGGAAGUUGAGGGGAUUGGUUUGCUGUUUUAACUUGCUCUGUGAGCGGAAUCUCAUAAACUGACCGAUGUACCAAAUGAAUGCUAAAAUGCACUUUACGUUUGUUUUUGCACUCUUGGUGGUGUCUUUCAACUUGGAUGUGCUGGGCAAGAAUUUGAAAUACAGGAUUUAUGAGGAGCAGAGGGUUGGAUCGGUAAUUGCAAGACUAUCAGAGGAUGUGGCUGAUGUGUUAGUUAAGCUACCUAAUCCUUCUACUGUUCGCUUCCGAGCCAUGCAACGGGGAAAUACGCCUCUACUCGUGGUCAAUGAGGAUAACGGGGAAAUCAGCAUAGGAGCAAAAAUUGACCGCGAGCAACUAUGCCAGAAAAACUUGAACUGUUCCAUAGAGUUUGAUGUGAUCACUCUGCCCACUGAGCAUCUGCAGCUUUUCCAUAUUGAAGUUGAAGUGCUGGAUAUUAAUGACAAUUCGCCCCAGUUUUCAAGAUCUCUCAUACCUAUUGAGAUUUCAGAAAGCGCGGCAGUGGGGACCCGUAUCCCUCUGGACAGUGCAUUUGAUCCAGAUGUUGGGGAAAAUUCCCUCCACACGUACUCUCUCUCUGCCAAUAAUUUUUUUAAUAUCGAGGUUCGAACCAGGACUGAUGGAGCGAAGUAUGCAGAACUCAUAGUGGUCAGAGAGCUGGAUAGGGAGCUGAAGUCAAGCUAUGAGCUUCAGCUCACCGCCUCCGACAUGGGGGUGCCUCAGAGGUCUGGCUCAUCCAUACUAAAAAUCAGCAUUUCAGACUCUAAUGACAACAGCCCUGCUUUUGAGCAGCAGUCUUAUAUAAUACAACUCUUAGAAAACUCCCCGGUUGGCACUUUGCUCCUUGAUCUGAAUGCCACUGAUCCAGAUGAGGGCGCUAAUGGGAAAAUUGUCUAUUCCUUCAGCAGCCAUGUGUCUCCCAAAAUUAUAGAGACUUUUAAGAUUGAUUCAGAAAGAGGACAUUUGACUCUUUUCAAGCAGGUGGAUUAUGAAAUCACCAAAUCCUAUGAGAUUGAUGUUCAGGCUCAAGAUUUGGGUCCAAAUUCAAUCCCAGCACAUUGCAAAAUUAUAAUUAAGGUCGUGGAUGUUAAUGAUAAUAAACCUGAAAUUAGCAUAAACCUCAUGUCCCCUGGAAAAGAAGAAAUUUCUUAUAUUUUUGAAGGGGAUCCUAUUGAUACAUUUGUUGCCUUGGUCAGGGUUCAGGACAAGGAUUCUGGGCUGAAUGGAGAAACAGUUUGUAAGCUUCAUGGACAUGGUCACUUUAAACUUCAGAAGACUUAUGAAAACAAUUAUUUAAUCUUGACGAAUGCCACGCUGGAUAGAGAAAAGAGAUCUGAAUACAGUUUGACUGUAAUCGCUGAGGACAAGGGGACACCCAGUCUCUCUACAGUAAAACAUUUUACUGUUCAAAUCAAUGAUAUAAAUGACAAUCCACCCCACUUCCAGAGAAGUCGAUAUGAAUUUGCAAUCUCAGAGAAUAACUCACCCGGGGCAUAUAUCACCACCGUUACAGCCACAGAUCCUGAUCUUGGAGAAAAUGGGCAAGUGACAUAUACCAUUUUGGAGAGUUUUAUCCUGGGAAGUUCCAUAACUACAUAUGUCACCAUUGACCCAUCUAAUGGAGCCAUCUACGCCCUCAGAAUCUUUGACCAUGAGGAGGUGAGUCAGAUCACUUUUGUGGUCGAAGCAAGAGAUGGUGGAAGUCCUAAGCAACUUGUAAGCAAUACCACAGUGGUGCUCACCAUCAUUGAUGAAAAUGACAAUGUCCCUGUGGUUAUAGGGCCUGCACUGCGCAAUAACACCGCAGAAAUCUCCAUCCCCAAAGGGGCUGAAAGCGGCUUUCAUGUCACAAGAAUUAGGGCAAUUGACAGAGACUCUGGCGUGAAUGCAGAACUCAGCUGCUCCAUAGUAGCAGGUAACGAGGAGAAUAUCUUUGUAAUUGAUCCACGAUCAUGUGACAUCCAUACCAACGUAAGCAUGGAAUCUGUUCCCUACACAGAAUGGGAGCUCUCAGUUGUCAUCCAGGACAAAGGCAAUCCUCAGCUGCAUACCAAAGUCCUUCUGAAGUGUGUGAUCUUUGAAUAUGCAGAGUCGGUGACAAGUACAGCAAUGACCUCAGUAAGCCAAGCACCCUUGGAUGUCUCCAUGAUUAUAAUCAUUUCCUUAGGGGCAAUUUGUGCAGUGUUGUUGGUUAUUAUGGUGCUGUUUGCAACUAGGUGUAACCGAGAAAAAAAAGACACUCGAUCCUACAACUGCAGGGUAGCAGAAUCGACAUACCAGCAUCACCCCAAAAGACCCUCCAGGCAGAUCCACAAAGGGGACAUCACAUUGGUGCCUACCGUUAAUGGCACCCUGCCCAUCAGAUCUCAUCACAGGUCAUCUCCGUCUUCAUCUCCUACCUUAGAAAGAGGGCAAAUGGGCAGCCGGCAGAGUCACAACAGUCACCAGUCCCUCAACAGUUUGGUGACCAUCUCAUCAAACCACGUGCCAGAGAAUUUCUCAUUAGAACUCACCCAUGCCACCCCUGCUGUUGAGCAGGUCUCCCAGCUUCUUUCAAUGCUUCACCAGGGACAAUAUCAGCCAAGGCCAAGUUUUAGAGGAAACAAAUAUUCCAGGAGCUAUAGAUAUGCCCUUCAAGACAUGGACAAAUUUAGCUUGAAAGACAGUGGCCGCGGUGACAGUGAGGCAGGAGACAGUGAUUAUGAUCUGGGGCGAGAUUCUCCAAUAGACAGGCUGCUGGGUGAAGGAUUCAGUGAUCUGUUUCUUACAGAUGGAAGAAUUCCAGCAGAUUUGAAAACAGAAGCUUAUAAAGGUUAAAAAAAAAGUAUACAAAAUCAAGCAAUUUGUAUAUUUUAGAGGUGAGAUUUGAACCCAUGCCUCUACUCAUAAACACAAAUCUAUCAAGAAUAAUAUAAAGUAAGUUGUUUUUGUUUUUUUUUAAUACUUUGAGUGACAUAUUUGUUUUGCCUUUCUUAAGUCUUACUACCUGUCUGAGAACCAAUGAAAUGCUGCUUAUUUAAUUAUGCUAUUACUGUAAUAGAUACUGCCUUUCUGACAGGAUGAUGUAUGGGAAGGACUUCUAGUGGCAUUAAGGGCUACAAUCAAUGUACACUGAAAGCUGAUACUUACACAGUCACUCAUGAGGUGGGGGGUUGUUUGUUUUUGUUAAAUUCAUAAAUUCUCUAAACCAAUUUAAAGAGAAAUUCUUGAAAAAACUAGUGGAAUAUAUAUGGCCUCAGACAAUUUGCUCAUAGAGAAACAGUUUUGUUAUUCUUACCCAUGAAAUGAAAAAGUUGGCUGAAUUUCUAUGAUUCUAUAAUACUGAUGGAACUCAAAUUUUGAAUAUUGAUUCCUAAUUUUCAAUAAUAUAAUUUCCCAACUUAAAUUAUUUCAUAAAAUGGAAACAUAUCAUGGGUAUAAUACCAAUAUUUGCUAAGUUAUUUUUUCAAUUGUAGAAAGUUGACUCAUUGACACAAUUCAUUUAUCACUAUAGUUAAAAGAAUAACUGCCCCUGCUUGGAUAACCUUGCCAGGCCCAAAUGAUGCCUAAAGUCCUUUUUUAACUCUGAAAUUCUCUGAUUCAAUAGCUAAUCAUGGUCUAAUUUUUUUUUAAAAAGGUCACAACUCCUCUUUCAUUCUAGCCUAUAGUUACCACUGUCACUUAUGUUCAUGGCAGGAGAGUUACCUAACGCUUGAAUUAAAGUAAUUAAAUUAAAUGUUAAAGAAUAAAGAAUAAUUGGGGAAAUAAUAGGUGGAUAUUGAUAAACUCUAGAUACUAGAGCCUUAUUUAGUGAGUGACUUUAGACUCCUUGUAAGUCACAUUUCUUCUGAAAGUUAGAGGCUCAUUUUUAUAUUACCAUUAAUAACACUAGUUAAUAUGUAGACAAGUCUUUAAAAAGGAAUUCCACAAAAUUAUACUUAAUCUAGGUGUGUGGUGGGAGAGCUCUUUUGCUAGGCCAUGUAACUGUAUUAUAAUAGAUUGUAUUACAAUACAUACACUUCUGCCUUAUUAGCUUCUUGUCUCUAUGUGGGGUAUUGUAGAAACUAUUCUAGAGGCACAGAGCUCAAGGAAAUCACUAAUGAUCCAUAAAAUAUCUUAAGCUUUUUGUAUGCUUGGCUAGUAUAGAGAUGUGCAUAAUCAAAUAUCUAUACUUAAUUAUCACCAUCAUUCUGAUGAUACAUUACCGAUAUUCUGGUUUAUUCUUCACACUUGCAGUUUCUUUCAACACAUUAGUGUGUAAAAGUUUUGCUUUGUAAACUUUAUAUUCCCAGGAAAUAUUCCAAGUAGAAAAAAAUGUUAAGUCCACAUCUGAAUGCCAUUAACAGAAAUCAGUACAAUUUUUUUAAAGCAUGGAUAUUUUUAGAAUUUCAGUGUCUUAUUCCAACUGUUUUUUUCUGCAUUAGACUGUGAUCAAAUAUAGAUUAUGUUAUGUUGCUUUGCCUGCCAACAGGGUCAUUUCUGGUCAUUCAUUCUAUUAAUUCCCACAGGAGGACCCUGCAUUCUGAACAGUAAAGUCAGCACGCAUUUUUGUCUGUUGGCUCGUGUUUGUCAACAUACUUUCUUCCUUACUCAUUCAACUUUGAAUUACAACUCUACACAAAUGCUUGCAAAAUCUCCCUUUUCCCAAAGUGCUAGCUACACCAGGAUGUCCUUGCGAUACUCCUUGACUGAGCUCAUUUCAUUUUUUUUUUAUCAUUGUAACAUCUAUGAUUACUUAAUUCAAACAUUCCUCUUUAAUUCCAUGUCCUCUCCAUUCUCAUGUCUGGUACCCUACUUCUGGUUGCUUUUCAGUAUCAGCACAUGAAGUGAUAUUCACUCUCCAACAGCUUCUUCCUUUGUCAAACCUUUCUUUCAUACAGCUUGAACAACUUUUUCAGAACAUUUUAUAUUUUUUAGUUCAAAAACAGUUAUUGACUUUUGUUGCCUGGCAACACCUAAUUCAGCUGUUUGUCUUGACAUUUCAAGGCCAGUGAAAUCCAGCCCUAGCUUAUUAAAUUUAUUUUUUUAAAAUCUUUUGCAAUAGGCAGGGUCAUGUCUACACAGCAAUCCUUUGCUCAUGUUCGCCUUUCUACCUGAAAAACUAGCUUCUCUUUACUUUGUCUAUCUUAGUUCUAUUCAUCUCUCAAAGUUUGUUUCGAGUUUCUCUUUAACUGCUUCAGCAUCCACUUAUACCCUUUUUUUUUUAAUUGAAGUAUGGUUGCUAUACAAUAUUAUAUGUUAUAGGUAUAUAAUACAGUGAUUCACAAUUUUUUAAAGUUGUAUUUCACUUAUAGUUACUAUAGAAUAUUGGCUAUGUUCCCUGUGCUGUAUAUAUCCUUGUAGGUUAUUUAUUUUAUACCUAAUAGUCUGUACCUCUUAAUCCCUUAUCCCUAUCUUGCCCCUCCCCUCUUCCCUCUCUCCACUGGUAACCAUUAGUUCAUUCUCUAUAUCUGUGAGCCUGUUUCUUUUUUGUUAUAUUCACCAGUUAUAGCUUUUAGAUUCCACAUGUAAGUGACAUCCUACAUUUUUUUUUUUUACAUAUUGUCUCAGCAUCAUAUAAUUUGACACCUUAGACAUCUAUGACCUCAUUUGUCACACUUGAUUAUUCUAGUACUGGAAACCAUUUGAGGGAGGGGAGCUAUCACACCAUUUUACAUAUGUCAGGCUCUUAAUAGAUGGAUAACUCAAUGACUAAUGGCUUGAUAGGAGUUAGGCAUAUAUUUAUCUUCUUAUACUCAAUGCCUGCUUCCUGUCCUGCCUAUAAGGUCUAGUACAGAGACAAAACUCACCAUCUUGCUGUGGGAAAACAGACUUUUCUGUUUCCCCAUGACUUUCCCUCCUCAGAGAAAGUUUAAUCACCAGACAAGAGCUUUCCAGGAACAAAGGAAGAUUAGCCCCUGGCACCACUAGCCAACAAGUCCUGAUUUGUUGGAAAUGGUGUAGAACACCUGUGACACUAAGCUGUAUGCACACUGAGAAUGAUUUUGCACAGUUGAGUCUUGGGGUAAAGGUUGAAUAUCAAUGAAAUUAAGAAACGCCCCUUCUGUGCCACACUGUUCCUCCACCUCUAUUAUUUUAGCUUUCCUUAUUCCCAUUAAUCUUUAUUCAUUAAUUUUUCAUAUUUUUGAGUUUUAAAAGUUUAUGUUAAUUUAUUAUUUUAUAACUAAAGCCCAAUUUGUUUAUUGUGAAGUUAUAAGAUAGCAUUCUCUGCCUAAAAAUUCCUAUGACCAAAUUUAUUUUUUAUACAAACUAUUGUUUUAAUUACUCAGAUGGUAUUGAUUGUGAUUUUCAUUACAUUCAGUUCUCUAGAAAGCUGAUCAUGCUCAGGAUUCUUAGAAGCUUGUGUAAUUUUUCCUUUUCUCCCCCAUCAUUAAACAUAAAACAAAACAAAUUCGAUCAAACAAUUAAGACCGUCCCACAGAAUUAAAUGCCAGAAAACAACUGAGGAGAUGUCUUUAGGUCUGUUACUCUUCCUUCUAAAAGGAUGUGAGUAAGACAAUACAGACAGAUCUCCUUUCCACUUUUAGAGACUCAGGGAAUUAAGGAAAAAAUUAAUUACCAUUUGAUAGUUAUUUCAGUGCUUAGAAAACCUCAUGGCUAUGGAGGUAUUCCAGUUACUUUCAACACCUUUUGAUUUUGUCCAUAUAUGAUAAACAACAACAGUUGGUAAAUAUCCCCCAAUAGUAAUAAUGCUUGAAGUCAGCACAUCUAAAUCUUCUUUAUUCUUACUGAUUUAAAUGUCACUUUUCUUCACAGCAAAAUGACACAAGGAUUCUCAGUAUUGCUCUUUCUCAUCCCAUUUUGAUUCCCACGGGAUUGGCAUUCACACUAUCCAUCAUUUUCCAUACUUUGAAUUUCUAGCCUUCCUAACAAUCAGACAUUUUUUCUCACGGUUCUUACUCUCAUUUAUGUUCUUCAACUGACUCCUUCUCUAUUAAGAAUUGAGGCCCAGAAUGGAUGAGGUAUAAGAACAGAAUUAUCUUCGAGAUGCACAUGAUGAAGAGCACUGACUUCCACACCUUUGAACAAAGUCCUUUACAUCUCCUUUUCUGAAAGGCGACAUUUACUCUUCACUUUCUUGUGCAUAAGUCUUUUCCAAAAUUUUAUUUUAUUGCAUGCUGCUGCUGCUAAGUCGCUUCAGUUGUGUCCGACUCUGUGUGACCCCAUAGAUGGCAGCCC